AUGUCCACCAACAUCACCUGGCACGCUGGUCUCACCCGCAAGGAGCGUAGCGAGCUCCGCAAGCAGCAGGGUGCUACCAUCUGGUUCACCGGUCUCUCUGCCUCGGGCAAGUCGACCAUUGCCACUGCUCUCGAGCAGCACCUGCUCCAGCAGGGUCUUGCCGCCUACCGUCUUGACGGUGACAAUGUCCGCUUCGGUCUCAACAAGGACCUUGGCUUUGACGAGAAGAGCCGUAACGAGAACAUUCGCCGUAUCGCAGAGGUAUCUUGGCUCCCUCUGCUUUUUGGAAAUGAGGUCGUGAAGCUGAUCAUGGUAUACAACAGGNUCGCCAAGCUCUUCGCCGACUCGUCGUGCCUCGCCCUGACCUCCUUCAUCUCGCCCUACAAGGCCGACCGUCAGACCGCCCGUGAGCUCCACGAGCAAGCCGCCAACACCGACACCCCUCUCCCCUUCAUCGAGGUCUACGUUGACAUUUCCGUCGAAGAGGCCGAGAAGCGCGACCCCAAGGGCCUCUACAAGAAGGCUCGCGCCGGCGUCAUCAAGGACUUCACCGGCAUCAGCGCUCCUUACGAGGCCCCCGAGAAGCCCGAGAUCCACAUCGACUCGGCAAACACCAGCGUCGAGGAGGCUGUCGUCAUCAUCACAAAGUACCUCGAGGAGAAAGGUCUUCUGAAGCAGGGUUAG
Messenger RNA from Aureobasidium uvarum, 684 nucleotides. NCBI's taxonomy places the organism in Eukaryota, Fungi, Ascomycota, Dothideomycetes, Dothideales, Saccotheciaceae. The record is from the annotation of a GenBank genome assembly.